Cyclocybe aegerita is the source of this 765-nucleotide messenger RNA. Lineage: Eukaryota; Fungi; Basidiomycota; Agaricomycetes; Agaricales; Hemipholiotaceae. The record is from the annotation of a GenBank genome assembly.
AUGUAUAAGGCAGUUAUCUUCGACAUCGGCGGUGUCGUAAUGCGAAGCCCCUUCAUCGCUAUCGCGGAGUACGAACGAAAACUCGGUCUGCCCGUCAACUAUCUGAAUUGUUCUAUAACUGGUUAUGGCUCGCAAGGUGCAUGGCAGAAGUUUGAGCGAGGGGAGCUCGAAUUGUUCCCGUUUUACGAGGCUUUUGGUCGUGAUCUCUCUGACACAAAAAAAGGCAACAUAUGGUAUAAAGCAUACUGCAAACGGAAGGGAAUAGAAUGUCCCCCGUUGCCAGAGAAGCUGGUGAUUGAUGGACGGGAUCUCUUCGCUUCCAUGAUGCGUGAAGCGAAUCAAUACAACCCUCACAUACGUCUUGCCAUCCGCCGGCUGCGAGCUGCGGGGAAGCAUAAGAUCAUCGCCUUGACCAACAACUUCGCGAACGUCAACGUUCCCGCGGAAGAGCGUGCUUUCCUCAGUUGGGGCGAAGGGGCAACACCGAAUCAUCUUCGGGAGCUCUUCGACGACUUUUGUGACAGCAGCAGUCUUGGGAUGAGGAAACCCGAGCCAGGAUUCUAUUUGCUGGCCUGUGAACGGAAUGGAAUUAAACCAUCCGAGGCUAUUUUCCUCGAUGACAUUGGCUUGAACUUGAAGACGGCCAAAGAACUGGGGAUGAGUACGAUCCUGGUAGAAAUUGGGAAGACACUAGACGCUGUGAAGGAGUUGGAAACGCAAGUUGGGUUGGAUCUCACAAGCGACAUGAUCGAAUCCAAGCUUUGA